Molecule: messenger RNA, 745 nt
Organism: Python bivittatus (Burmese python)
Lineage: Eukaryota; Metazoa; Chordata; Lepidosauria; Squamata; Pythonidae
Source: RefSeq, a predicted model, not a curated record
GCCAUGCUUGGGGUGGGCAACUGGGCCUCCAUAAAAGCACCCCCAAAAUUCAAGGAGAGAUCAGCGACCGUCCUGUUGCCUUUCCUUGCCGGUGGGGAAACCCCGGAAGGAGAGCUCCAGAAAUGCAAUUUAGAGAAAAAAGAGGUGGCUGCUUAAAACACACGCACCCACACUCCUUUCGCAGCCUUCACCCUUGUUUUGGUGGCGCAGGUGCCCUUGUCAACUUGCUGAUCGGAGAGCUGUUCCUGCAGUCUUCCCGGUCCUCCGCCUACGUCAUCGGAGAGUUUUCCCACUGGUUCCUGAACGGCUUGACGGUCCUGAUCUUUAUCCAUAUAGAGACCUUCGUGGGGCCCUACAGCCUCCUCCUUUGCAGCCCCAUGAGCAUGGCGGCUUUCUUUUACGUCUUGAAGAUGAUUCCCGAAACCAAGGGAAAAACCUUUUUGGAGAUCCGGGGAUUGGUGCCAGCCUACAGGUCCAGGAAGACUCUGGUCCAGGAGCCCCCGAGCGAAUAAAAUCAGCGCCUUCCGCUCAGACUUUGAGUCCGGAUAAAGCCAUGGCGGCUCGGAAGCGUCCUUCUUCCCCGAAACGGAGAAACCCAGCCCUGCAUUUUUUAAUCCUGUUCUGCGAAACCAGCCGGGACGCGGCGCCUUCCGUGUUCUUGGACUGGGGCAAGGCGUGGUAGCCCGUUCUUCGUGGCUUGACUUGCUCCCUUGUAAAUAGCGAGGUGUGUGUUUGUUUUCAUAAA